Ipomoea triloba (trilobed morning glory) is the source of this 3674-nucleotide messenger RNA. Its product is annotated as serine/threonine-protein kinase Nek5-like. The transcript has 14 exons. The coding region runs from base 407 to 3367 and encodes 986 amino acids. The record is from RefSeq and is a predicted model, not a curated record. NCBI's taxonomy places the organism in Eukaryota, Viridiplantae, Streptophyta, Magnoliopsida, Solanales, Convolvulaceae. Gene Ontology annotation, cellular component: cortical microtubule. Gene Ontology annotation, biological process: microtubule-based process; protein phosphorylation. Gene Ontology annotation, molecular function: protein kinase activity; ATP binding.
ACUCGCAAACUAUUUUCUCUCCAAAAAAACUUGAGCACUUGGGGACUGUGACAACUGUUUCUUCAAAUCAGCUCAGCUCCAGAAAUAAACAAAUCCAAUAAAGAAAUCACAACAACAUAACACAUAAACACCUUCACAUGCCCCUCCUCCUCAAAAGAGGACUGUCAUUUUCCUUUCCUUAAUACUCAAAAAGCACAGACAGGCAUAUGCAUUUGUGUUUGCGUUGGUUGUGCUGUUUACCUUGGGUCUGAUCUGGAAAUGGGUCGCAGAAGCUGCAGAAGAUCCAAGGGCUGGAGUGGGUUUUGAUUGAUUCAUUGAUUGCUUUGAAACUUUCAAAUUCUGUUUCUACUUUUUGCUUUUUUUUCUGGGGUGGGUUAAAGUUUGGAGUGUGAGAAGCAAAUCAGCAAUGGAGUCAAGAAUGGAUCAGUAUGAGAUCAUGGAGCAGAUUGGCAGAGGGGCAUUUGGUGCUGCUAUUCUAGUUCAUCACAAACAAGAGAGGAAAAAAUAUGUUCUGAAGAAGAUUCGGUUAGCUAGGCAGACUGAGCGUUGCAGAAGAUCUGCUCAUCAGGAGAUGGCAUUAAUUGCAAGGAUUCAACACCCGUAUAUUGUUGAAUUCAAGGAAGCAUGGGUGGAGAAGGGCUGCUAUGUUUGCAUUGUUACUGGCUACUGCGAAGGUGGUGACAUGGCUGAACUGAUGAAGAAAGCAAAUGGACAAUGUUUCCCGGAAGAGAAACUUUUGAAGUGGUUCACUCAGUUACUCUUGGCCGUUGAAUAUCUACAUUCAAAUUAUGUUCUACAUCGUGAUCUGAAAUGCUCUAACAUCUUUCUUACAAAGGAUCAAGAUGUUCGCCUUGGGGAUUUUGGACUUGCUAAAACACUGAAGGCAGAUGACCUGGCCUCUUCGGUUGUUGGAACUCCCAAUUACAUGUGCCCUGAACUUCUUGCAGACAUUCCUUACGGUUUUAAAUCAGAUAUAUGGUCUCUAGGUUGCUGUAUAUAUGAAAUGGCUGCACAUCGGCCUGCAUUUAAAGCUUUUGACAUGGCGGGACUGAUAAGCAAGAUUAAUCGAUCAUCCAUCGGGCCUCUUCCUUCUUGUUAUUCUCCAUCUUUGAAAGCACUUAUUAAGGGCAUGCUAAGAAAGAAUCCCGAGCAUCGGCCUAGUGCAUCAGAACUCCUGAAACACCCGUAUUUGCAGUCCUAUGUUGAGCAAUAUCGCCCGUCUGUUAAUGCUCCUUCAGCUAGGUCGCCUGAAAAACCCGGAAGCACUGGUAAUGACAGUCGAAAGAAUAUGGCCGAAAGCCAAAGUAGCACGAGCUCUUGCAGCGAUCGAGAUAGUUUUAUGUCGAGCGAGAAAAACAUCCAUGUGAUGGGUUUGAAUUGUGACAAUAAGGGUUCCGAUGCCAAUUUGGCGUUUGCUGAUGAUGAAAUUGAGUGCGGGCAAGCUCACCACGGGGAUGAACGUGGAACGGAUACUUGUAGUGAGAAGACAGAGGAUCAGGAGGCGGGAAAUCUCUUGCAGAAUGAAAAGAGAUCUAAUUUGGAAUCUAAACAACCUAGAACCAUAAGGAAUAUAAUGAUGGCAUUGAAAGAAGGGAAAGGUAGAGAAAAUAGCUCUCCUAUGAGAGGCAGCCGAGCAAAGGCUAGUUCUACGGGCACACAGAAAGCUGUUGAAGUGUCGCCUAAAGUCCCGAAGCCAAGCUCAGUUAGCCCUAGUUCUAGGACUAAUGUCGAGGGAUCAGCAAAGGCCGGUUUUGAUUCUGUAAAACGGGCGCAAUUAAUGCCUUCUCUGAAGCAUCAGUUGCCCGCUAUUGAAUCCUCCCCGAAGACUAAGCCUAAACACGAGGGGGUUUCUCCGGGGCCUGUGAAGCACAUUACCGAAGAGGGAUUGCCUUCAAGGAUGAGACAAAAAACGCCUCCUAGUUUAACUAGGCGACCAUCAUUUCCUUCAAGGAUUAGGCAAGCGGGGAACGAUGCUCCAGUUUCUGUGGACGAUAAUAAGGGUCAGGAUCCCGAAGUGAGCCCCAAUUCCACGUCUCGUGGAUUUCAUAUCCAUGCUUCGAAGGAUAGCAAGCAACAUUCUCAGAAGUCUUCGGUUGGUGGAAUGUCAAACGAAAUGCAAAUAGAUAGUAGCAAUUCUGCUUCCUCUUCAGUAUCGAUUCAAGGAUUUGAAAUUUGUGACUCGACAACCCCAUUUGUUAAACUGGCUGAACAGUUGCUUCAAACUCGCGAACAGGCUAUAGAUACAGACAGCCUAGGAUCAAGGCCGUCUUGUUCAGUUACUACCUCCACACACUCUGAUAUUCCCGAUGGUUCAUCUCGGGAUAACCUUGAACAUAAGAUCAAAUUCGAGGACAGCCCGGAUGACAUUUUCGAGGAACGCCAUCAACAAAUGGACGCUGCUGCUUGCAGUGAGAAAUCAGAUCCAAUUGUAGCGGUGGAGAAUGCCCUCCCAAAUUCAGAAUCAGCGGUUGGUUUCAAAGACAAUGCUCCAACUCGAACGCCCGCUAGCUGUUGUUCUGAUGUGGAGCAGUCACCCGCCAUUCCCAUGUCCGGUGGUGAUGACAAGCAUAUGGUAAAAGAAUUCGUUUCUUCAGCAACCAACGGUGCCUCUCCAACUGCUGCUCCCGUUUCUUCGAGCCAAAACCAAAAGAAUGCCCUUCAGUCAAACCACAUUUCAGUAUUGAAGGACGAUGACAAGUUCACUUUGAAGGAACUAUUAUCGUCACCAACAGAUCCAUCAAAUCCCUCCCCCGCUAUUAUCCCUCCUGUGUCAUCAACGCAGGAGACUUUACUGCCCGAGAAUGGGACUUUUCUGCAGGAUGAUAAACCAUCCCCUAGUCACACUACACCGGCUUUUGAUGAUGUCAUACAUGUGAUCCGGCACAGUAGCUUCCGAGUUGGUAGCGAGCAGCCACUGAUCAAAACUCUGGAGAGAAACGCGGAUAUUGGGAAGCUGAUAAACAUGGUAAGAGAUGAGCCCGACACUGCAACCCUCAACGAUCCUUUAGCUCCAGCAUCAUCAAUGGACGUCAAAACCAAGGAAAUAGACGAGAAAAACCUCAGCAACCCCAACAGCUCUCCAGCUCCAAUUCAAGAUUCUUCUGAACCAGCAAAACCGAACAACCCUCCAGCAGAGGGAACACCGGUAAAAGAGACAUUAGACGUAAAGUCAUUCAGACAAAGAGCAGAGGCACUCGAAGGGCUAUUAGAACUGUCAGCUGACUUACUCGAGAAUAAUAGAUUAGAAGAGCUCGCUGUCGUUCUGAAACCUUUCGGGAAAGAGAAGGUCUCCCCUAGAGAAACCGCAAUCUGGUUAGCUAAGAGCCUGAAAGGAAUGAUGCUGGAAGAGUCUGCUCACGGUUCAUGAUUACUAUCCAAAAGGUAUGCUUAUUUCUUGCUCCAUAGAUUAGCCUUUCUGCAUUUUUGCUUGGUAAAGUUUCACUUGAAUUCCCCAACAGAAAUGCUACAUAUGUCUACUUUCCCACUUUUUUCUUUUUCUUUUUCUAUAAUGUUUUUGUUAUUCUUUUAUUUAGUGAAGUGUACAUAUUGAGGAUAUAAACCCUGUUUUUUAAUUCCUUUUUCCCACUGCAAGUGUAAGAAUAUGUUGUAUAACAUUGUACAUUGUUAACAUUUAUUGGAAUUACUGAUUUGCAAUGCUGUUUAUUGUUAGUGUA